CAACUCGACACCCGCUCUCACUCCCUGCCCGAUGGACAAGCCCAUCGUUAUGGCCAAACCCCUCCACCAAGCAAGAAGCAAUCGCAAGACAAGCCCACUUGGAGUGCACGCCCACACCGAGGUGCAAGCAUUGUCCAAGCAAAACCCAUCCAAGAAUGUCAAUUUGACAUCCCGCUCUCACUCCUUGCCCGACGUAGGGGCCCGGCAUUCCAUCGAUUUUGACCAAACCCUUCCACCAAGCAAGAAGCAAUUGCAAGACAUCUCGUAUCUUCACGAACAAACCCGCUUGGAGUGCACGCCCACACCGAGGUGCAAGCAUUGUCCGCGCAAGCCCAUCCGAGCAUCAACUCGACACCCGCUCUCACUCCCUGCCCGACGGACAAGCCCAUCGUUAUGGCCAAACCCCUCCGCCAAGCACGAAGCAAUCGCCAAGACAAGCACACUUGGAGUGCACGCCCACACCGAGGUGCAAGCAUUGUCCAAGCACGCCCAUCCCGCUCUCACUCCUUGCCCGACGGUCGGAUGUGGCACUCCGGCCGAACCCUUCGUCCACCAAGCACAAAGCAAUCGCAAGUUAUCUCGUCUCCUCACGAACAAGCCCGCUUGGAGUGCACGCCCACACCGAGGUGCAAGCAUUGUCCGCGCAAAGCCCAUCCGAGCAUCAACUCGACACCCACUCUCACUCGCCGCCGGCGGCCGGAGGUGGCACUCCGCCGGCGCCGACCCCCCAAGCAUAUGUGCCCAUGAUGGGCGCAAUGUGCUUGAAGGGUCGGCGCCGCGGCAUAGGGGUACCCCCGCGCCCCGCCCAUGCAGGCAGGUCGCCCCCCUAUAUAGUACAUUCUG
This is a messenger RNA of Cucumis melo (muskmelon), 843 nucleotides long. RefSeq lists its product as uncharacterized. The annotation marks the transcript as partial. The transcript has 2 exons. The record is from RefSeq and is a predicted model, not a curated record. Lineage: Eukaryota; Viridiplantae; Streptophyta; Magnoliopsida; Cucurbitales; Cucurbitaceae.